AUGCCAGAAAGCUUGAGAAACUGCACAACAUUGUACAGAGUUCGCCUUGAUGGAAAUCAAUUUACUGGGAAUAUUUCUGAAGACUUUGGUGUUUAUCCGAACUUGUACUACAUAAACCUAAGUGACAAUAAAUUUUACGGCGAAAUUUCACACAAAUGGGGCAAGUCUUUGCAGCUAACAAAUUUUGAGAUUGCAGGGAACAACAUCACUGGUUCCAUACCACCUGAGAUUGGAAACUUGACUCGACUUCGUUUGCUUAAUCUUUCCUCAAAUCAUUUAGUCGGGAGGAUCCCUAUGGAACUCGGAAGGCUGACUUCUAUGCUGAAGCUUAUACUGAAUGACAAUCAACUUUCUGGUGGUGUACCUCAAGAACUCGGAUCACUGAUUGAACUCGAGUAUCUUGACCUGUCCACAAACAAUUUGAGCCAGUCGAUACCAAGUAGUAUUGGGGACCUUGCAAAACUUCACCACCUGAAUUUGAGCAAAAACAAGUUUAGCCAUGGAAUGCCAAUUCAGUUGGGCAUGUUACUGCAGCUGUCAGUGCUGGAUUUGAGUCAUAACAUUCUUGCUGGAGAGAUACCAACUGACUUUUCCAGUUUGGAUAGUGUGGUGACACUAAAUCUCUCCCACAACGACCUUUCUGGUGUUAUUCCAAGUUCUUUUGUUGACCUGCGCGGCUUGGAGUUUGUCGACAUAUCAAACAAUCAGUUAUCGGGUCCAAUUCCAAAUAACAAAGCACUCCAAGAGGCUCCUGAGGAAGCAUUGCAAGGAAACAACGGUUUGUGUGGCAAUGCAACAGGUCUAGUGCCCUGCAACAAUAGUAUUGGCGAAAAGAAGCAUAAAUCGAAAAUUGGUUCCAUAGUUGUGUACAUAAUCUUGCCAACUGUGGUGGGGGCAAUUGUAAUUGCCUCCAGUGGAAUUUUCUCACUUUAUUAA
This is a messenger RNA of Pyrus x bretschneideri (Chinese white pear), 936 nucleotides long. RefSeq names its product MDIS1-interacting receptor like kinase 2-like. NCBI's taxonomy places the organism in Eukaryota, Viridiplantae, Streptophyta, Magnoliopsida, Rosales, Rosaceae. The coding region runs from base 1 to 936 and encodes 311 amino acids. The record is from RefSeq and is a predicted model, not a curated record. Gene Ontology annotation, molecular function: protein binding. The transcript has a single exon.